Closterium sp. NIES-67 is the source of this 2524-nucleotide messenger RNA. Lineage: Eukaryota; Viridiplantae; Streptophyta; Zygnematophyceae; Desmidiales; Closteriaceae. The record is from the annotation of a GenBank genome assembly.
GCCCUACCAAGCCGAAGAGCUGUGAUCUAUUCAGACUUCCUCUCUCUCUCUCUCUAGCUCACUGCCACAAUGCAACUGCGUAGGAAUACCCAUUUCUCAAACUCGACCGUAUAAAACUUGCCGUAGUCAUAGUGCAUACCUGUGAACCUAGCGAUCCUGUCUGUUUUUGUCCCCGGGUUUUUAUUUCGUUGCCAGGUCGGAUCUAGGAUGAUGUAUGAUGCGGAUAGUUCGGAAGAGCCUUCAAGGUGACGCUAAAGCCCGAGACCCACAUCUGUCACAUGAAUCUCACCCAUGGCCUGCCUGUGUCACCCCCGCCGCUGCCCGCAGCAGCAGCAGCAGCAGCAGCUUCCGCGGUUCACGCUUCUCGAGGCCCGCCGUACGAAGUCCCGUCGCUUCCCCCAGCGGCAUCAUCCGCGAUUCACGCCGAUCCCCGCGCCGUUCCUGGCGGCGGUCGCCGUCGUUGCGAUCAUCUCCGCCGUACGAUGGCCCGCGGCGGAUCAUCCGACGGCCCUUGUAGCACUCCUCGCACAGGCGGAGUUAAUAUCCGGCAUGUCUCGUCCUGACGGCGGCCUCGAACACUCAAUGUCGCUCCUACGGACAUGGGAGCGCGUCUUUGGCCUGUCCGCGGACUCCCCUUUCCCUCCCUCCACCAUCUCCGUUCCGCCCAACAUCCCCCCUCCCCCCCACCUGGAGCACUGCUCGGCGCGCUCAGCCGUCCGCCAGGCUGCAGAGCGCAGGGAGGAGGGCGGGGCGCUCCCCCCAUGGGCGCAAGAUGAUGCUGCUUGCGGGAAUGUCCCCCAACCCCCCUGGGUGCGAGGGUCAGAUUCAUCGAACCUGGCGUCCACGCGCGUGGCUCAGCGAGACAUCUGGGCGCAUCAGUUCCCUCCUCCCUCUGCUGCUGCUGCUGCUGCUGCUGCUGCUGCUGCUGCUGCUGCUGCUGAUGGUGGUGCUGGAGGUGGUGGUGGUGGUGGUGGUGGUGGUGGUGGUGGUGGUGAUGGUGAUGUGGCUUCGGCAGCAGCUGCUUGUGAAGGGAAGAGGCUACUUUUGGUCCGAUGGCCGGAGGGUGCCAUGACCAGCAGCAGCAGUGGGAAUGUGAAUGGGAGUGGAAGUGAGAGUGGGAGUGGAAGGGCAGGCAGAGGGUUGUCGUUUGAGGUGUUGGCGGGUCAGCUGCAUGGCAUGAGCCUGGCUUUAAGUGCCGCCAUGAGGAGUGGCCGUGUGCUCGUGCCCAUGCCAGGGACCUUCCAGCCAGCAAACCACUCACAGUGCCAAGCCCUGAAUGCCUCCGGUUCGCUCCACUGCUACUUCUUCCGCUCCGUCUCACACGCGUGCGAGGCAGCAGCUAUGCAGCAAUACCAGGCGGCUGGUUCCCCUCCCUGCAGGAGUCUCUCUCAGCUGAGCACGCAAGAGCUGGGGUCGAAUGAGACGCUGCUGCUCUGUGCUGUGGCGAGCAACAAUGUGACUUUCACCGCGCCUCCUGACAAUACCAGUGCGAGGGUGUGGGAGGAUGCGUACAAGCGGCGGCCAUUCCUGGUGGAGCACCAAGGGGCGCUGCUCAAUGUCUCCCAGCAGCAUCUGCAGGCCCACUGGUGGCAGGCUCAGUGUCUGCGCUUCCUCCUCCGCUGGCCGUCCCCCUACCUCUGCCACAUGCUCAACCACGUGCGCAACAGUGCGCUUGGGCUCCAGAUCUCCACCCGCUCCACCGCCUUCCUAGCAGAGCAGCGGGCCAUCGUGGGCUCCCUCUUAAAGCCCAAGUCCGAGGCGGAUCAGGGGCUGGGAUUGAACCUGAUAAGCGAGGCGAGAAUGCUGAGAAGAAUGAACCUUUCGGCGCAUCGGAAUCUGGAGACGGACGCGUGGCCGAGCCUGGGGUUCUCCGGGUGUUUACCCCGGAGAAAAAGGGGUAAAGCGAUUGAGAGCUCGUCCCCGCUGGCUGUGUACCAGGGGGUGGGGAGAGAGGCGUACGUGCUGCGGCCAAUCGUGAGCAUACACGUGGCGGGGGAGGAGGGGCAGGAAGGGCAGGAGGAGGGGCAGCAGGGCGAGUCAGACGGAGGGCUAGAGGCAGGAGAGGCUGGAGCUGGUAGCAAUAGCAGUACUAGUACUAGUGGUAGUAGCAGCAGCAAUGGCAGUAGUGGGGAGGCAGCAUUGUCAGUGCCGUUGGUGUCGGCUCUGCUGCUGGCUUACCAGCUGAGGCGGCGAGAGCCCGGGCUCAAAUACGUGUGGCUCUCCACCGACCAGAAGGAGAUAAUCAAGCAGUUGUAUCGCUUCAUAGACUGGACGUUCUUCCACCCCAAGUCAUCCACUGACCCCACCUUGCCAGCAUUCGACGCCACCGGUGUGGCCUUGGCUGACCUUCUGGUUGCAUCUGAGAGUGACUAUUUUGUUGGGGCAGUGGUGUCUAGGUGGAGUCGGUUGAUUCAUGAGCUCAAGUCCACAAAUGGUCGCUUAUAUGCGGGAUUUAUGUCAAUAAACCGUAUGUGAUGUGAUUAUUGGCCAGAGGAAGUGUAAUUUAUGUCUCCAUAACUCAUAC